AUGUUGCUGGGUCAGUGUUUCGCCAUCAUGCCACUGACUGGCAUCAGGCGAGCAAGUCCACGGCAUGUGCAUUUCCGCUUCAAGUCUGUGCCGAUGAUUGUGACGCUGAUCUUCAUGAUGGCCAGCUCGGUGCUAACGCUGUGUAUGCUGAAGUAUUUGCUCAACAUAGGCGUUACAGCGAAGAACUUUGUUGGUCAGGUGUUCUUCACCUGUGUGCAGUGCGCUUGCAUUUUAUUCAUUGACUUGGCGCGUCAUUGGCCGUCUCUGAUUCGCUACUGGACGCACCUCGAACUAGUGUUCACCAAGCCCCCCUACGAGGUGCUCAAAAGAAACCUGUCACAGCGCGUGCGACAACCAGCGCUUAUCAUAAUAGCCUUGUCACUGGUCGAGCAUAGUUUGUAUCUCAGCUCUGCUAUCGUCAGCUAUAAACAGCGCGUGAAGUUCUGCACCCAAAAUUACAACUCUACGAUGGGCGUGUCCUUUGAUAACUAUGUUAAAGUGAACUACGACUACGUGUUCCCUAUGCUGCCCUACACACGCCUUAUAGGCGUCUACGUGCUGCUGGUAAAUGGCACCUGCACUUUCAUAUGGAACUACAUGGAUCUAUUCAUCAUGAUGAUCAGCAAGGGCUUGGCCUAUCGCUUCGAGCAAAUUUCGAAGCGCAUUCGCAGACUGGAGCACGAGGAUCGGGUGCCGGAGACUACGUUCAUGGAGAUCCGUGAGCACUAUGUGCGCAUGUGCGAGCUACUGGAGCGUGUGGACAACGUUCUCUCCGGCAUCAUUUUGUUAUCCUGCGCCAACAAUUUGUACUUCGUAUGCUGUCAGCUGCUCAACAUAUUCAAUAAACUACGCUGGCCCAUCAACUAUGUGUACUUCUGGUACUCCAUGCUCUACCUGGUGGGUCGCACAGCUUGUGUGUUCCUCACGGCGGCCACCAUCAAUGAUGAGUCGAAGAGUGCCCUGAGCGUGCUGCGUCGUGUCUCCAGCAAGAACUGGUGCGUGGAGGUCGAACGCCUAAUUUUCCAAAUGUCCACACAAACAGUGGCGCUGUCCGGCAAGAAGUUCUAUUUUCUAACACGCAGGCUGCUCUUUGGUAUGGCUGGCACUAUAGUUACCUACGAGCUGGUGUUGCUGCAAUUCGAUGAACCCAACCGCCGCAAGGGCUUGUUGCCCUUGUGCGCCUGAAUGGAAAUGGCAACAACGAUUAUAAAUUGUCAUGGCUGACAGUCGGCCACAUUUAUCUUUAAAUUAUUGUAAAUACUAGCUGCUAAAUUGUGAAAACCCC
Messenger RNA from Drosophila hydei, 1285 nucleotides. It is a transcript of the gene Gr64a, whose product is annotated as gustatory receptor for sugar taste 64a. NCBI's taxonomy places the organism in Eukaryota, Metazoa, Arthropoda, Insecta, Diptera, Drosophilidae. Gene Ontology annotation, biological process: sensory perception of sweet taste; detection of chemical stimulus involved in sensory perception of taste. Gene Ontology annotation, molecular function: sweet taste receptor activity. The transcript is spliced from 6 exons. Bases 1 to 1185 code for a protein of 394 amino acids. Gene Ontology annotation, cellular component: membrane. The record is from RefSeq and is a predicted model, not a curated record.